Messenger RNA from Porites lobata, 378 nucleotides. NCBI's taxonomy places the organism in Eukaryota, Metazoa, Cnidaria, Anthozoa, Scleractinia, Poritidae. The record is from the annotation of a GenBank genome assembly.
AUGAUGGCAAUCAGUGAACUUGUUCUGGCUCUAAUAGGCAGUAAAAGCGUCUACCUGAUUUAUUCGGUCGUGAACUCUGUGACACAAAGUGUUACAGGAAUUCUUUUCAUUAUUACUAUUUCAUUGUGUUAUGGUUACAUUUACUCAGAGACACGAAGACAACUUAAACGCCUCAAAACCGAACAACUGCCCCAAGAGCAAGUCCAAAGAAUCAAGAAAGACAGAAGGGCAGCUAUCACUCUAGCAAUCGUUCUAUUUUCUUUAGUAAUAACUUAUUUACCAGCAAUAAUAGUUUCCUUAGUGACUGCCUCUUCAGAUAGCAUUUUAGUAGAGCCGCGUUUUAUAGCAUUACUUUUAGCUGGGUGGGAAUUCCAAUGA